UUAUAACUAAGUAUUUACCACAACUGAAAUAUCUAAUUUUUUUGGAAGUUAAAAUAUUUGUUUUCUUAAUGCUUCUUUCACUAUCGAUCAAAUUGUAAUAAAAUGAUUUGUUUUAAUAAUUUGUUUUUUUUUACUAUUAUCAGUUUAGAAACUAUAAUAUGAAAUCAUUGCUCUGACAUUACGACUAUCUAAGAUUCAUAACAUGAAAACAAACAAUUAAUAGUAAUUUUUGAUUAUCAGGUGAAACAAAACCCAAAAACAUCAAACAUUUUAACCGAACAAACCAAAUAAAUAUUGAUUUAAAAUGAUAGUUAUAUUUUAGGAGAUUAAAAACUAAAAAACAACUUAAAACUAAAUUGAUAUUCAGAUUAAACAGAUUAAUGUAUCUUUAUUAAAAAUAACGAAACUAAUAAUCACAUUCUGCGCAAGGCGCGGGUUAUUACCUAGUUUUAUUUGAAAACAGGAACAGUUUGUUACGGAGAAAGCAAUAAACAGUAUUACUUUCUGUUUAAGAAGUAUAUAAACAAACUAAAACCCUAACACUGAAAACAUAGGUAAAUUUUUUUUUUUUUCUUACCAAAACGAAUUUUUGGUUUGUUUGUUUUAACUUAAGUAACGAUACGUUGAAACUGAUACCAUUUGUCAUCCUAUUUCUUGUAUCAUUGCUAAAAUUCUUAAAAAGGAAAAAAUAACAGAGUUCCAUUAACUAACGAUUGAUUUCUCGUUGUAACUAACCAUUUAUUCAUCCUAUAAUUAGUGUAUAAAAAUUCAGAACAAAGUAUAUAUAACUCUCCAAAGAUCUCAAAUCAAAACCACACUUCCGUCUUUUCUUUCUCUUUUAGCUUUUUUUUUUCUUCACAUUUCCUUAUCAUAAGCAAUACAGCCAUGGCAAGGAUCUCUCUAUUGUUAUCUAUAGCCUUCACUCUCUCUCUUGGAUCAUUGUUCCUUUCCGUUUCCAGUCACACAUCUCCGGUACCAUUAUUUCCAAAAACUGUAUCCGAACUCCAAACCUCACCUUUUGCCAAAAUCACUGAGAUCUUAAACCAUAAAGAAAAGUUUUCCCCAAAAACCGCCAAAAUUAAGGCAAUGUUCACAAUGUGCAAAGGCUAUGUUGAGUACCUUGAGAGCCUCUACAAAUCUGAGAAUCCCAUCGUAGAUGUUUUAGGUACUGCUAAGACAAAAUAUGCCCUAACAACCAAAGCAAUUCUUGCGGUGCAAGCUAGUAUUAUCGGUAAAGUCGACAAGAAAACUUCCUUAAAGCUAAUGAAAAGCUGUGCUGGUUUUACAAAAGGGCUUCUUCAUGUUCAAAAGGCGAUCCUAAAGAUCUCAGCCAAACAUAAUUACAAGGCUGAUGCUAACAUCAACUUCCGCGAAUCGAAAAAGAUCGGUGAUGCUAUGCUAUAUUUCAGGAAUUCGAUCAAUGAUUUCAUGGAUGUAGUUAACGAUUUUGAGGAGAAGAAGAUGAAGAAAGUUGUUCAACAUGCAAGAGCACUUGAAGGAAGAGCAAUUUAUCACGGAAGAGAAUUAGCAGAAGAACAAGCAGAGAACAAAACCACUGAAAAAGUCAACGGUUCGGAUCAAAGUAAGUAUGACAAGUAUUCCCAGUUCUUUGGCUCUUUUUUCGAAGGUAAGCAACACGGAAGAGAGUUAACCGAAGCUCAGGCCGAUGGAAAAUUCAACAACUUGUAUGAGGAGUUUGCUAAAUAUAUGCCUUACCUCGGAGAUAAAGCUCACAAAAGAAAACUACUAGAAGCUCAGGGCAGUGGAGAAUUUAAAGGUUCAUUCGAAGAUUUCUUCAACUUCAUUGGUGGUGAAAAAGUUCAAAGGGAUUCCGCUGGGAAGAUGAAAGUCGCCGGAAAGAUGGAUUCAGGUAACUGAACCGGCACAUUAUAAACUAUUUGUUCGAAGGAGGCAUAAAUAUAUAUCAUCACAAGUCAUAUGAAGGAAGCACGGAGUUCAUCUAUAUUUUUAAUUUUUUGUACUUCUAUACUAACAACAUGAGAGAAGGAAAGUUGCCGUAAUAUAUUUAUCUAAUAUGAAAGAAAAUUAAAUUUGCAUCAAUAUUCUGAAUCAUACUAUUUUAUGAUCAAGUGAAAAUGUUAUGAUUUAGUGGUUGAAAAAUGUGAUUUGGCAAAGAUGACGUGUAUUGAUGACUCAAAUUUGACGUCAAAGCCUACUCGGCCUUAAGGACUUGCUUACAUGGCCUUAGGGCAACAUUAUUGGUGUCCUUAAUUUUUGGGUCCUUAGAUUAGUUUAAUCUUAUUUUGAUGUUAAGGACAAAAGUUAGAGACAAUCCAAAAUAAUAGGAUUAUUGGUAGGACUUUUUGGAGUAUCUUAGCAAAGUAAUAAGAUUAUUAUAAUUAGUAAUGACAUAUAAUCUUAUAUAUUAAAACAGAAGUCACAACCUUGAUUCAUGUGUGAUUUUUUUCAAAAAUGGACUUAAUGGACCUAUUCAUAAAAAUUCAUAUUACAUUUUAUUUCAGACUAAUAAUAAAUAGAAUUUUUAAAAUAUUUUAAUCAUAAUAUCUUUUGAUAUCUUUUCAUUUUAAAUAUAAAUAUAUUUAUUU
Messenger RNA from Brassica rapa (field mustard), 2567 nucleotides. RefSeq lists its product as uncharacterized. The record is from RefSeq and is a predicted model, not a curated record. NCBI's taxonomy places the organism in Eukaryota, Viridiplantae, Streptophyta, Magnoliopsida, Brassicales, Brassicaceae.